AUGGACACUCCAUCUUUAUUUCAAAGGGCUUCAGAUAAUACAGGCGUUGAUGAUUCCAAUUCAGGUUAUUUUAUUAGCGAUAAAGAUGAUCCUUAUAGUACAGGUUCAUGGAAAUGGGCAAAAUAUAUUUUAUUUGUUUUAUUUUUGCUAUUGUUUUUCAUUAUGAUAACAGUUAUGUUUAGAGUUAAUAGAAGAAGAAUCACUAGAGGACAACAACCUAUUAGAGGAACGUCUUGGAUAACUCCACCAACAUAUAGGCAAAGUGAGAGAGAUUACCAUUAUAAUUCACAUGGUGAUAAUGUCAUAGAUUAUGUACCUGAAUAUUCUGAACAGGCAAACCCACAGGAUUUGGGUCAUUAUGAUGCAAGAGGAGAAUUUCAUUUGAAUAAUAAAGCAGAGUACAUUGCACCACCUGAUUUAGAACCUUUAUAUCCGGCAAAUCAAUCUACAAGUAAUCGAAUUCCAAUAGCUAGGAAUGAUUUUGUAAUGCCAGAAUCAAGUAAUAUUUGUAAUAAUCUAAUAGGACCAGUUGGUGAAGAUGAAGACGGGCUAGAUCUAACGAGACCUGACCCCGCAAGGCUUAGGGAAUCGCAUUUUCCACCUACUUCUCAUAAUAGUGAUCUAACUAAGUCAGCUAAUAAUAAGAAUCCUGAUCAUGAAUAUGAAUUAAGAAGAUACAACUAUUACGCGUUGGGUGCUGAAGGCACUACUACAAUUGGAAGAUCAAAUACUCCGGAUAUUCUAGAUCAUGAUAAUAGGAGUUUGUCAAGUGAUUCUAGCUCCUCGGAAGUUCAACAAGAAAACAUUAGAUUUCCAGAAAAAGUUAAAAUGUGA
This is a messenger RNA of Henningerozyma blattae CBS 6284, 834 nucleotides long. RefSeq names its product Rcr2p (gene RCR2). NCBI's taxonomy places the organism in Eukaryota, Fungi, Ascomycota, Saccharomycetes, Saccharomycetales, Saccharomycetaceae. Gene Ontology annotation, cellular component: intracellular membrane-bounded organelle. The coding region runs from base 1 to 834 and encodes 277 amino acids. Gene Ontology annotation, biological process: vesicle-mediated transport. The record is from RefSeq and is a predicted model, not a curated record. The transcript has a single exon.